AUGCCCGGCAUUGUCUGGAGCAAACUGGACCGACUCGCCGCGGACAUCGAGGCGCGACGCAAAUCUUCGCCUUGCCUGGAUCAAGCGUCGGCCUCUGUCGCUGGCUCUUUGGCACUUGACCCCAUCACGCUACAGAACCUUUCUGUUUUGUUGCAGCAGUUGCCUCGUCCUUCAACGACAGUUACAACGCUACCAGACCUGUCCGCGUCCCUCCCAAAGCUCGAGGGCUCCCCAAAGCAAAACGUGAAAGAAUGGCUUGAGGACGUUCGUCACGUCCAGCAACUUGCGUCAUGGGAGGACGCCACCACCCGGCUCAUCGCAGCAAGCAAGUUGAAAGGUACAGCACGAAACUGGCACCUCGCGUUCGGAAGCCAAUACGACACGUGGCCAACUGGGAGAGUCGCCCUCAAAGAGACAUUCAUCACAGAAUGGACCCUUAUCCACUGGCAGGAACGGGCGAUGGACGUGACUCAAGGGAUUGGCGAAUCCCUUCAUCAGUACGCCUUCGCCAAACUAAGGAUCAUCCAACGCUGCCCUGUAACCCUCAGCGAUCCGCAGAAGAUUGACUACCUACUCCAAGGCAUGCGGGACCAACAUAUCGUCGCAGCAUUGGCAGCCAACAGGCCAACAACCGUCCAAGCCUUUCUUGCGACAUGUACGAGCCUGGAUAGGUCCGCCCAGCACGCCAAGUCAAGCCCUUCGACUACUCCUGGCCAACCAAAUUACCAAUCACAUUCGUCUAAGUCGGCUAGAUCCGAAUGUCCAACCCACCCUACUCAGCGCUCUGGCUUCACAUCACCGUCACCCGCAGCCUCACGUCAACGCAUCGCGGACCUGCCCAUCGACCUGCAAGAGGCUAGGUACGAAGCCAUCUCGUCACAAUAUGGAGCUCCAGCGUUUCGUAAUGGCCAAGACUUGUCCCAAGCGGUCUGUUAUAAAUGCAAACACCUCGGUCACCUCGCCUCGAAGUGUACAACAUACACCAAUCAGUCAGCCCAGGCAUCGUCGUCGGCAGCUAGAGCCAUGCCUACAGCGCCAUUACCACCAGCUCUUCAUACCAUGCUAGCAACCCUUGAAGGCUCUCAGCUGCAGUGCCCAUUCUUUUCAGCCACCAUCACUGGAAUUGGAGACUAUGAUGCGUUCCCAGACUCAGGUUCCAAGCUGACUCUCAUAGCAAAGUCGCUUGUUCCAGAACGCAUGCUACAUCCCUGGACUGAGCCUCCACUGGAAGUUGUAAGAGGUACCACCGUACUCCCAGCGGGUGCAGCUUUACUUAAGAUCACCAUUGGCCCAAUCGCGGGAGUCGUCCAGGCCGCGGUUCUGGAACACAACAUCCUCCCCUUCAUCAUUGGUGAAGAUUGGUUUCGAGCCGUACCGGUGCGUCUGAUCUUUGAGCCUCCACAGCCCGUCCGGCUCCAGCAUACGGUCACAGGUCUGUCUAUCAUAGCAGAACAAAAACUAGCACCACGGAUGUCAAACGCCGUAAUUCUCACCCAAUCAAGCCUUAAUUCACAAGUGCAGACCAUGUCACAAGACUGCUUACAGAGAGAGCCCUUGCCGUCGUCGGAGCAGCCAUCCCGGCAAGCCUUCGCCCAAGAAACUCCAUGUUUGCCUUUAAAUAGUCCCAAUGCCGAGCUGCCAGCCCAGAUAGCCGGUACUGUUGUUAAAGUCAUUCACGUUGAUCUUCCGCCAGCCCUCCUUGGAGAUCAGUUAUCUUUCAGUCGAAAUAUUGUCAUUGCCGACAUUUUGACACAGCAGAAUGGAGUCUUUGCCCGUCACGAAGAUGACUUAGGCUAUUUUACAGGCAUGCAACAUCGCAUUGACCUGUUACCAAACGCCUUGCCCUACAGCCGUAGCCCAUACCGAUAUGCUCCCGAAGACAGACGGUUCCUGGAAAAACAGAUAAAGAAACUCCUGGACCAAGGUGUUAUUCUUCCUGCAUCUGGCCCAUGGGCUUUUCCAGCGGUCGUAGUGUCUCGCGGAGAUAAGAAACGUUUGUGUGUUAGCUAUGCACCACUCAAUGAACGCACGAUCACGGUGGUGUACCCCCUGCCUCUUGUGGAUGAUAUCAUCCAUGACAUCGCUGGAUGCGCGUACUUCGAUACCAUGGACUUGAAAAGUGCAUACUGGCAAGUCAGCCUCCGCCCCCAGGACUAUGAAAAGACAACAACUGGACUGUGGCAUGCUUGA
Molecule: messenger RNA, 2190 nt
Organism: Ixodes scapularis (black-legged tick)
Lineage: Eukaryota; Metazoa; Arthropoda; Arachnida; Ixodida; Ixodidae
Exons: 3
Coding region: 1-2190 (729 amino acids)
Molecular function (GO): zinc ion binding; nucleic acid binding
Source: RefSeq, a predicted model, not a curated record